Molecule: messenger RNA, 1902 nt
Organism: Symbiodinium sp. CCMP2592
Lineage: Eukaryota; Dinophyceae; Suessiales; Symbiodiniaceae
Source: the annotation of a GenBank genome assembly
AUGGCGCAGAAGAACAACUUGAUUGAAACCACCUUGGAGCGCCUCACUAAGCAAAACCACGCUUCCAUGAAGGUUUUGCUUCGCUACGUCUACUGUGAAAUCAAGCAAAUGCCCAAUGCGAGAGGAGGUUCCUGGUGCAAAAUGAUUAUGCGCUUCGUCGACAAGGAAGGCAAGGGUCUGUACGCGGAGCUUCGCGCGUCGGACGCCUCCACUCUGAAGAAGGUGGCUGAUCCCUGGAACCAGGAUGUCUUCUAUGCCACGCACCUCAAGCCGGUCAGUAAUAACAAAUUCUUCGCUGGGCUCUAUGUGGAUUUGUCAGACAGAGCCUCGAGGGCCAAAGUGAUUCCGGUUGCUUCUUCCCACCCGUCGGCGAUGGAGAUCAAGACCAUCUUCCCCCUUGCAAGGUCGGACUUCUCGGUGUUGGCGACACAGUGCCAAGGGCGCGAGCGUGUGGAUGUCAUUGGACUGGUCACGGAGCUCGAGAUGCCGAAUACCUCCAAGCCCAAAGCCAACCUCUGGUUAAAGGACACGUCGGGCAAGGAGAUGCUGGUGAACAUCUGGGGCGACCGCUUCGUAAAGAGUCUGGCUAACGCGCACAAAGGUAGCGUCGUUCAGAUCGACAACCUUUCCCUGCUGAAGAAGGAGAACGAUUCCAUCGAAGGCGCCGCGGAACAUUUCAUCGACAACGACAAGCACGGCUUUAGUAUGCUGCACGUGGACCCCAUAGGCGAUCAGGCACGGGAGCUUCGGGAUCUGGAACCCACGCAAGGCGAUCGCAUCUCUGUUCCUUGGUGCCCUUCCUUGAGUGGUGGCGGCAGGCUGACCACUGACUUCGGGCCCUGCUACGUCGCAUGCGCCGCAACUAUGAAUGCAUUCGGCAGCGCAAUGGAGCAGGGAUCAACGCAGGACUGCCUUCGCGAGAAAGUCGAAGUGGCCCUGCACAACGUCUGGCUCGUCGACAUCGUUGGGGAUCCAGUCUAUACUCCGUGCAAAGUGUGUUCCACGAAGAUCGACCCAACUUCCGGUAAGUGCAAGCGUGCCACCGAUGGAUGUCAGACGGAGCCUGCGGAUGCCCAGCGAGUGCUGGCCACCGUGCACUUGGCGGACUGGACGGGGCAGCUCAGCAACGUGCUUGUGGGAGGACCGGAGCUGGCGGCGCUGGCCCGGGUCCGUGACGAAGAGAAGCUGGUUGAGUUGAUCCAGUUGAAAGGCAGUGAGGCAGUCUGCUUCAGGGGGCCGUGCGACGCACGGCUGGGCACGUCGCACCGCCUCGGCCAACCGCGGGGGGGCUCCGCGCAGCAAGCUUCGCAGGAGUACGACGAGGACCGGCGUCCGAUGGUGAAAAAGGUCACCCGUCUUGCGACCGAGAAGCGAGAUGGUGCUGUGCUGCCAGUCCAGUGUCCGAUUGCCGAUUUGAUGUGCUCAGACAUGGGCACCUUCUUCAAGUUAGGCGGUGUCUUCGCAAACUACGUGACCGUUGUGGCCUUUGCCGAGGACGAGCCCACCGUGGAGGAGGUGUUCAAGGACGAGGAGAAGCACCUGUUGACGAAGCACAAGGAGGUGUACUCGCACACGCUCGAGCGUGUAGGAGACAGAAAGGCAUUCGGGAUCGAGGCUUUUUGUCAAUUCACAAAUUGCUUCCUCUUCAACAUGGCAGACGGCCUUCCGCGCUUGAUCUUGGGCCGUGUGAUCAAGAAUGCUGCAACCCAGGAGGUGGUUUUGCAGGUGGAAUGGAUGUCGAAAGUGACACCUGAGCAGAUCAAGACAUUCUCGAGGGAGCGUGAGAUGGUCUGGAACCUCCUCAAGGGCGGACCGGCGUUGCAAAGCAACAAACGACCUGCCAGCAGCCUCGUGCAGGAGACGCCAUCGAAAGUGAAGUGCAGCGCUUGGGAAAUGAACUGA